UUGACCAGAUAUACAACAUAUUAGGGUCAGGUCUUGGCUCUUCUCUAGGCGUGCCUUUUAGGAAGCAGACAUUGAGAACUCUGUGUGCAACCAUAGCUCAUGAUUCCAUCACUGAUGAUAUGGCCAAAACCACGAGUAUACUUCAGGAUAUGAGUGCCACAGAUCCGGACUUCAAAGUUUGUGUGCAAGUAGACGGUGAAAGCAGGGUGAAAACAGUAAUAUGGUGUAAUGGUAAAAAUCGGCUGGAUUAUGCACAUUUCGGUGAUGUGGUUACUUUCGACACCACUUACAGGACCAACCUGUAUAACAUGCCAUUUGGGCUUUUUGUUGGUGUGAAUAACCAUUUCCAGUCUAUUAUUUUUGGCGGCGUCCUCAUGGUUGAUGAAAAGACUCCCACAUUUGAAUGGGCAUUCAGAAACUUUAUUGACUUGAUGGACGGGAAACAUCCUACUACUAUAUUGACAGAUCAAUGCAAAGCUAUGCAAAAUGCUUUACGAAGUACAAUGCCCCACACCCGUCAUAGGUGGUGCAGAUGGCAUGUGUUAAAGGUCUUGAAAGAGAAAACUGGACACGUGUACAACAAACAUUCUGCCUUCAAGAAGGAAUUCCACGCGAUAGUAAAUGAAGAGACGGAUGUAGAAUCAUUUGAGCGAAUGUGGCAUCAAUUGAUUAAAAAAUACAAACUUCAAGGAAACAAGUACCUUCGCAGGAUUUUCAAGUGGAGGGACAUGUGGGCAAUGCCAUACUUCUUGGGCACAUUCUGUGCCGGGAUGACCAGCACGCAACGGAGCGAGAGUGCGAAUCAUCUCCUCAAAAAGUUCAUCAGCAGAUCAUCCCCAAUGCACUUGUUUGUUAAGCAGUACAACAAAUUGCUUGAUUCCAGGAGCCAGGCAGAAGACGAGGCAAAUUAUGUCAGCAAGCAGGUAUAAAAGGCAUGCAUGUAUUUUGUUUAUAUAGUAUGAGUACUACUCCAGCUACUAUCUGACAUUAUUUUAUUUUAUCUCACACAUUAUAUACUUAUUCCACUGAAUAACAGACACGCAGGCGGCUUGUAAUUGGCGCUACUAUCGAGAUAGAUGCAGCGGCUGUGUACACGAAGGCCUUGUACGAAAAAUUUUCACACGAACUUUUUAGAUCAGGCUCAUUUGAUGCACGGCGUUCCAAGCCUGGACACGUCUACAAGGUCAAAUUGUCGCCGCAACUAGCCUUAACUGAUUAUGACAAAAAGGUAUUCACCGUCAAAGUGGAAGACGGUGGGGACUUUGUCACAUGUGAUUGUGGAUUUUUUGAUCAUGUCGGCCUGUUGUGCUGCCAUUCAUUAAAGGUAUGCACACAUUUUUUUCAUUAUGGUCCUAUGUCAUGCGUCUCAAACUCAUUUUUACAGCACUGCAUUAAUGAUUUCUCAUCUGACUCGUAAUUUUGUUUUUUCAGGUAUUAGUUCAGAACAAUAUUGGCAAGAUUCCGCCAAGGAAUAUAGUCAAAAGAUGGACUUUAUGGGCAAGGGAAUCGAGACCACUGCACCUGGCAAACGAGGGUGAAAUGGGGGAGUUGUCUUCCCAAACUACGUAUAGAAGAAAUGUUCUAUAUGUGGCUGCUAUGGACCUUAUCAAGGAGGCAGAAUCCGGGUCUGAGUCAUUCCAAACGGCGUUCGCAGCUAUAUGUGAGGCAAAAGAAAAAAUUGCAAGUAAGAAGGCUUCAGAUAUGCUUAUUGAUACUAUCGCCGAACAAGCAAAUCCUGUCCGGCAUACCAUAACUGAUAUUGGGUCAGAAACCCAAAUUCUUCCUCCACAACGUGUGCUGUCUAAAGGACGACCUAGCUCCCUUCGCCCAAAGAGUCGUAUGGAUUACAUUGUGGCUAAGAAAGCUAGAAAACACUACAAGGACGGCCCAUGCCAUGCUCAUGAAGAUACUGCCGGUCCAAUGCCACCCCCUCCAUCCAAAAAAGGAUUGUGAAGUGUAGCCUAUGCAAGAUUCCGGGGCACACAAAGGGUAAUUGCACUGCUAGGGGAGUCUGAGCGCAAAUGUUCUCAUGUGGUUAUGCAAGUUUAUGUUCAGUGUCACUUUAUUUAACCUGUAGCGUCCUUGGUGUACUAUGUUUUGUACUGUGUUUUAUUUUUACAUGAAUCCGUAUGUUCAUGGAUUUUUGUUAUCUUUUUU
Aegilops tauschii subsp. strangulata is the source of this 2157-nucleotide messenger RNA. Lineage: Eukaryota; Viridiplantae; Streptophyta; Magnoliopsida; Poales; Poaceae. The record is from RefSeq and is a predicted model, not a curated record.